UCGAAAUGGUCAGAAGAAGCCAUGAACCAUUCGCAUUCCUGCACGGUACCUAUUUGUUGUGAAGAUUCACAAACCAUGGAUGAGCUGAGGAUCGUUUUGUUUGGCCGGCAAGAUGUCCAUAAAGAGAAACUGGAAAAAGUCCUGACCAACAAAAAACUCUUCACCUCAAAGGAUUCUUCUAAUGAGCAAAGAAAGCCCAACAGUCAAAAAGUGGUUGUUGUAAAUACUCCAGAUCUGUUCAAAAGAGAAGAAGAACUAGAUGAUGUGCUGGAAAAGAUCAAGCGUUCCCUCAGACGUGUCAAACCUGGUCCUCAUGUCUUCCUGUUCGUGGAGAGGUUUGACGAGAUGGAACAAGAGAAAAAAGACGCACUGCGUAUUUUUGAGAACACUUUUGGUGAACAGGCAUUGGACUUCACUAUGAUGGUGUUCACCACUGAUGAUCAAGAAGAAGAUGAAGCUGCCAUGAUGGACAAGAUGGACAAGUUUUCCAUCAAAACAUUAACCAGGCAUGUCGAUGAUAGAUACUUUAUUUUUAACAUUGCUGACAUUGAACAUCAGCAGCUUCAAGUCACUGAGCUGCAGGAGAAGAUAAAACAGAUGAGGAAGAUCUGUCAUCAUUUCUACACCCCGGAGAUGCUCGAGCAGGCUGAAAAAGCUCUGGGAAAAAAAGAGAAAGAAGCACCAAAAACAGAAGCAGAGUGGUGCUCUUUUUAUGACAGGUGUGGUGUGAUUGGAACAGCUGUUGGAACUGGAAUAGGAUAUGUUGUUGGUUGCCGUGGUGAACUGACACCUACAACAGGAGCUACAAUUGGAGGUGUAGUUGAUCGAGAACCGGCUACGGUGUUUGCAUCUGCUGCUGACGUGUCAGAGCUCGAUGCUACGAGAUACCAGCAAGAGCUAAAUGACUGAAGGCUCUGAGCUCCAUGCUGUCACUGUGGGAUCCCACCACCACCCCGCCAAAUGGAAACCUUUGCCACAUGAACACAUCAUCAUUGUACAUUAUUAUUUACAACUGAACAUCCACCAGGUCACCAGAGUUUAGGGUUCAGGUUUUAUAGGAGCCACAUGUUAAUAAAAACUGGAAGAUGUUAGAUUUAGAUGAUGUUUCUAAUAUUUUGGCUUUACAAUGUUUCCUUUUGUGAGUCUGAAACAACUGAAACAGGAUAGAAACAGGUGGAGCCUAACUCUGGAUUUGCUGCAGUGACCUGUUGGAUGUUAAGUGAACUUUUAUCUUCAUUAACCUGUGACUGUUUUCAUAUCCAGUGGUGAUCUGUGAGAUAACACACAGUAAUGGCUUUCAAUGUGUUUUUGUGUGUUGGACAGUGGGACAGAUCGGUAAUCUAUCAGUUUGAUCAGAUUAGAUCCUGCUGGCCGUCACAGACUCUGUUCUACAUUCAUACAGUUUGUUUAUCGUUUUAAAGGAUUUUGGAGUUUCAGGGUUUCUUGUGUUUGUUCUCCUGGAUAAACUCCACUUUCUUACUUUAGGAGUUUCUACAGGACUGUUUCCUGAUCCAAAUGUAAAUGUGUGCUUCAGCUUCGGUGCAGACGGUUUUCACAUGUUUGUGGAUGGAAAAACGUCGGGAAUCCAGUAUUUGUACUCUUGUAUCAGUAUAUGUUACAGCAUGUUUUGUAGUCCAGAGCAUGAGCACUUAUAAUCACAGUCACAUCUGUCCUGAUGUGAACCCACAGGCUCGUGCUGAGGAGUUUGCUAAACAGUCUAAAUGAUGUCUGACUUUUAUUGUUAUUGUGUGUUGUAUUAAGUACCAGGUCUGCUUUGGAUUUUAUGCCUGAACUUGUUGUACAGGAAGUCCUGACUUUGUGCCUUUGAGCAGCAAACACAUGUGAACGUGCAGCUCAGGUUCUCUCUGCUCAGGUCAAAGGUCAUUCUCCUGUACAUGUUGGACUUGUUUCAUUUGUUUCCUUUGUAUAAACUCGUGCAUGUAAUAAAACAGAAGUAGGUUGUUGAUAACCUGCUGAAAGACA
This is a messenger RNA of Oreochromis aureus, 1983 nucleotides long. Its product is annotated as GTPase IMAP family member 9-like. The record is from RefSeq and is a predicted model, not a curated record. The transcript is spliced from 3 exons. Bases 22 to 909 code for a protein of 295 amino acids. Gene Ontology annotation, molecular function: GTP binding. NCBI's taxonomy places the organism in Eukaryota, Metazoa, Chordata, Actinopteri, Cichliformes, Cichlidae.